AUGACCUCGUCUUGGCAUAAUGUGUCAUCUAUUGAUGUGGUUUAUCUACAUACUGCUCGCAUUCUGGUCAAAGAUUAUGUGACGCCUCAGCGGCAUCAUACCUCCGAAGUCCAGCCCGAUAUUCUAAAUUCCGGGACUCUCGGCUUCAUUUUUGGCCUUUUGGCUUAUUGGGAAUCGGUCAUGUCGUUCAUUCUUGAUCAAAAGCCAGAAGACCUUGGCUAUCUUCUGCUCUAUGAUGAUUACGACGAGCAUAACGGCUACCCAAAUCCUUGGACCGGGGUUUCGAACCAAAUAUUCAUAUACAUGGCACAUGUAGGUGCACUAUCUCGUCAGAGACUUAUGGGAGUGAAGUCCUCUAAGAUCUUUUCUUCCUCAUUUGCGCAUCACGAAGCACUUGCAACCCAACACAAGCAAGCAACGGAACUUGAGCAUCGAUUACUAAAUUUUGUUCCACGAGAGCGUAUCGGGGUUGUCGAUCCAGGUGAUGAGCGCACACCCUUGAAUCACCUGUUCCGUCUUGUCCAAAUCUACCGUUUAUCUGCUCUUUUACAAUUAUAUCUCUGCUAUCCUGAUCUAAUAAUCAAGAAGCAGGAGAUCACUCAGUUUGUAUCACUUUCAAUUUUACAAAAACCAGAAAUAUCCAAUGAUCCAAGCUGGGAUUUGAUAUUGUCUCUAGCGAUCAGCAUUCUCAACACUAUAGCAACUAUACCCGAAACAUCGCGUGUCAAUUCUUUCCUUACACUGCCCUUGCUUAUUGCGGGAAGCGCAUUGCAAUGUCAACGAAUUACAACUGAUACGGAAGGACUCUAUGCAGAGUUUGAAGCUGUGUCAUCUACCUCUCGCACGAUUGAAAGUGAGCUGAUCCUUUCAUUCACUGCCGACUAUAUGAUUCAGCACUGGCGGUCGUUCGUAAAAGACCGACUGGCGGUACUACACAAUCUUAUUGCACUUGCACCUAUCACCCGCGCACGUUUGAUUCUUGAAUUGGUCUGGGAGAAGUCAGACGCCAAAAGUCUUGAUCAAACAGCCGAAUAUCCUGGAUCACUGAAUGUGGUACAUUGGAUGGAAGUAAUGACGGAUGGUCACUUGGAGUCAUUGUUCGGAUGA
Penicillium pulvis is the source of this 1107-nucleotide messenger RNA. RefSeq lists its product as uncharacterized. Lineage: Eukaryota; Fungi; Ascomycota; Eurotiomycetes; Eurotiales; Aspergillaceae. The record is from RefSeq and is a predicted model, not a curated record. Gene Ontology annotation, biological process: positive regulation of transcription by RNA polymerase II. Gene Ontology annotation, cellular component: nucleus. Gene Ontology annotation, molecular function: DNA-binding transcription factor activity; transcription cis-regulatory region binding. Bases 1 to 1107 code for a protein of 368 amino acids. The transcript has 2 exons.